Molecule: messenger RNA, 2858 nt
Organism: Tarenaya hassleriana
Lineage: Eukaryota; Viridiplantae; Streptophyta; Magnoliopsida; Brassicales; Cleomaceae
Product: probable E3 ubiquitin-protein ligase RHG1A
Exons: 7
Coding region: 293-2353 (686 amino acids)
Molecular function (GO): ubiquitin protein ligase activity
Source: RefSeq, a predicted model, not a curated record
AUAUUUUUCCUCUUUAGCCUUCGAUUUGGUUAUUUAAAAAAAGAAUUAUUAUUUAACAAGAUUUGUUUAUUAUUUUUUUGGUAUUGGUGAAAUUGGUAAAUUACCCAUUUCUGUCACCUCCCUGAUAAUCCUCGGUUCUGUUCCCAUUCGGGUUUGUGCUUGUUCGCUCUUCCCCCUUUCCUCAUUUCUCGUCUCAUCAUCUCUUCCGCAACAGUUUAACUAUCCAGUGCGUUGCCUGGAGUCUUGAGUUCUCCUUUCCUAAAGUGUAAACUGGGGUUAAAGCAUAGCCCACAUGCAGGGAGAGAGAGCCAGUCUUGGCUCUUUAUCAGAGGCCUUGAACUUUGAGCAUGGUUCUUCAUCAAGUAAUGCUGUGAUAGAUCAGCAAAUCUGUUGGGAGAAUAUCCACAAUCUUGGUGAUAACGACUUGCAGGAUUACAUGACUUCGUCUGCUGAUACAAAUAUUGCAUUUGCCAACUCAGUUUAUCAUGGGCAACAGGAUUUGCACAGGUUUAGCCAUGGUGAGGCUAGUUCUAGUGGCACGAAGAAUGAAGUUGCCAGUCAGGAUGAGCAGAGACCGGAACUUGGACACUUCGAGGAACAAAGAAAUGAGAGUAUUGAUUUGAACCCGUUUUUCUUGCAAUCUUCUAGUUCUAGUCGGGUUCCUCAGAAUGUCAACCCGAAGGCAGAAUUUAUCGAACAUCCUGGGAAUAUGACUCAUGUCAUGGGUCAUCCUGCUUUGUUUGAUGCUAAUGGACCAGGCAGCAGGCUUUUGUCACCGGGCAUGGGUUUUGAAGAGAAUAGUAGUAGAGCAGGUUCUUCCCUCGAGGGUCGUCGUGCUUCCUGCAAAAGAAAAGCUCUUGAAGGCAGCAUUGGUCAAUCCUCUUCAAGUGGAGGCUUUCGUGAUUUCCGGCGUGAAGAAAGCAGUUCUUGGACCAUGGCUCCGGCGUUUUAUAACCCAGGAAGUGGUUUUAACAUAUCUGGAUCUCUUGAUCAAGGUCCAAGGGGAUUGGUCUCUGGUGUUGUUCCAAACUUUCCUGUUCCUGCAAUUGCAGAGAGCUCCAGUAGAAAUUUGUGUAUCAGGGUUAAUCCCUCGGAUCACCAAGAAACUGUAAACCCAGCCAUCUUUUCUGCAGGAAGUGUUGUCAGGCGACCUGUUGCUCCAUCCUUGUCGAAUUCAUCAAGACUUCUGCCAGCCGAUCAACAUCCUUUAGACUUGAGACAUGGACAUGCUUUAGGCAAUGUGGUUUCUCAGAACCCAAAUGUUCCUACUCUUCAGAUGCCGCCUAUUUCAAGAAAUAUGCUGCCACCAUUCCGAUGGAAUGGAGGCCCAGUACCGGGUGGAUCAUCCAGUUCUGUUGCACCUAUUGUCAGAAACGUGAUUCAACGAGAUGAAUCCAGGUCAAGAAGCAUAUCAAGGAAUAUUCUAGAGAACCCCUUGUUUGUUCCAACACCUGAAAUGAGAAAUUUCUCCCGCAGUCAGAUAACUAGAAACGUAACCAGUGGAAACCUAAACUUUGCUGGAAAUGUCGCGUCAUCUUCCUCCAGAACAGGCUCAAGUGCAAGUGUUCAACCCCCUCCAUCUAAUGGAGCUUGGGCUCCUCCUUAUCAGAGUAAUUCCUCACUCUAUCAAAGAAGAUUAUCCGAACUUGUCCGCAGGUCAUUGCUCUCUUCCCUUGCUGUUGAUGGUUCGAAUCAGAGAGCCGGUAAUAAUCCAAUACUUCGUUCUCUCGUCCCCUCUGCUUCUCCGGAUGAGAUGUUGCUUCAGUCUGGAGGUGACAAUAGCCAGACACGUAAUCGUGCAUACCCGAGAUCAGCUCCGUGGUUGGAAAGACAAGGUGAUGGAGUGAUUGGGAUUCCCAAUUCUUUGCGAGUCUUGGCAUCCGCUAGUCGAGGAAGAGGGGGGAUGACUUCCGAGCAGCUCCGCAAUGUCAUGGAUCUCGUGCGUAGAGGAGAGCACUUGCGGCUCGAGGAUUUUAUGCUUAUUGAUCAGUCGGUGCUUCUAGGGGUGACUCAUGACCGAUAUAGAGAUAUGCGACUUGAUGUUGACAACAUGUCGUAUGAGGAGUUGCUGGCAUUGGAAGAGCGGAUUGGAGAUGUUUGUACGGGUCUUAGUGAGGAAACUAUAUCAAACCGUUUGAAGCAGCGGAAAUUUGAAAGCAGUAGCAGAUCUUCGCAGGAAGUAGAACCAUGUUGUGUUUGCCAAGAGGAAUACAGCGAAGGAGAAGAUGUGGGGACGCUGGAAUGCGGGCAUGAUUUUCACAGCCAAUGCAUCAAAGAAUGGCUGAAAAGGAAAAAUCUUUGUCCAAUCUGCAAAACCGCAGGCUUGAACACUUCAGGCAAGCCAACAGGAUGAUGAUCCAACCAAAGCCAAUUCAGAUGUUGCUGUGGAGUUUCCAUUUUUCAGAGUUAACCAUUCAUUUAAAGAAACCAAAAAAAGAAAAAGGAAAAGGAAGAAGAAGAGACCUGGUGGGUGAUUAUUGAUUGUGUUCAAACCCUUCUUUCUCCUUCAAUUCAUUCUUCUGUUCAUUGCAGAGAGCCUCACCAUAACAACAAAGGCAAGUUUGUUCCUUUUUUUGUUCUCUUCUUUGUUUUUUCGGGUUUGGAGAUGAUUGGAGAAUCUCAUGGUCGGGAUUGUGGUAGUUUUGUCUGAAAAAAUUGGAUUUUGAUGGAAAGAUUGAAAGAGAAGGGGAGAAGGGAGAGAGGGAAAACUGGGUUCUUCUUGGUUAAUUUAAUUUUACCAGUUAGUUUUUAUGAAUACCCAAGUAAAAGAACCAAGGAAAAAAAAGUUUGUAGCCUAUUGGCACUAUAGAUCUAUGGAUUUAUUAUCAUUGCAUUGAGUUGAUUACUCAUCUGUUUUA